AUGUCGACAAACAACCAUGUUUGUCCCGAGUGUGGUGGUCGCGUUGUUGAAGGAGGUGUAUGCGAGAAUUGUGGAUUAAUCUGUCUUCCGUCAAAUAACUACGUUAAUGACAUUCCAGACACAACAAUUCCGUUUAACCCUCGAAAAUUGCAGAUUAUCACCACUCCGACCGAACGCAAAAUCGAGCGAUUGAUCAUUACAAUAGACAAAGUACUCCAAGAGACGCGCGUCGGUUUAGUUCGUGAAAAUGUUGUUGAGUAUUUGCGGCGUUUGGGCACACUGAACAUGUUGCAUUCCGGUCGUUCAGGCGAUGUCAUAGUUGCGGCUGUAAUCUUUUUAUUAAGUCGGAAACGCGAUGUGGAGUACCCGACAUCCAUUGACGAAGUCGCUCGUUCAGUUCGCACGACUCCAUAUGCGGUCCUUUCCACCGUCGUGACAAUAAAAAACAAAGACCACGACUACAUGGGCAAUGUGAACAUCGCGACAGACCCGUUCUAUCACCUCUCCCGCUUUCUUCGUAAAAUGAAGCUGACUGUCACAAACGAGCAAAAAGCUGAGAUCGAGCGGACGGUUCAGGCGAUUGUGAAAGUUGUGUAUAAGUACGACAGUCAAUGUGGUCGUCGUAUAGUUCCUGUCGUUGCCGCCCUUUUUGUGAUGUCGUGUGAGUGUUAUGAUGUGCAAUAUGACCGAAAAGAGUUGAGUCGGAUGUCAGGGGUUACGUGGCAGACAAUCGAAGAGCGUAUAAAAGACUUCAAGACACAACUGGUUGGGUUGUGUAAGAGGAUGAGUGGCGGGGAGCAGAUUAGCGAGAAGAAUGUUAGUUGGUACCUUGGGUACAUUGUGGACGUGUGUAUUCCAUUUCUAUCGAUGUGUUCCAUCGCGCCACUGCUUGAACAUCCUAAAAUUAUAAGAUUGCGAGAUCUGAGAAGCAAGAGAGAGAAACAGAUUGAAAGUGUCAGAACGAUGGAAGGAGAUUUGGAAAGUGAGCAACUGAGAACAAUCAGGAGAAUGGUGCGUGACGGAAUGGACGAAGGUGUUAUCACGGGGUGUAAGUCGGCAAUAGAACUCAAAAGAAAACAAAUGGAGUUUGAAGUGCGAAAAGCUAAUCAAAUUGCUGUCAAAAACCAAUCAAAAACUAUUAAUGAUGAAAUCAAAACGGAAGAAGAAGAGAGUGACGGCAGUGAAAUUAAGAUUGAGAAAAAGGAUGAAAUGAGUGAGGAUGACGAAAUGAAAAUGAAAGAAGAGAGUGAAUUUUGA
This is a messenger RNA of Entamoeba invadens IP1, 1257 nucleotides long. RefSeq lists its product as hypothetical. The record is from RefSeq and is a predicted model, not a curated record. The transcript has 2 exons. Gene Ontology annotation, cellular component: transcription preinitiation complex. Lineage: Eukaryota; Evosea; Mastigamoebida; Endamoebidae. The coding region runs from base 1 to 1257 and encodes 418 amino acids. Gene Ontology annotation, biological process: transcription preinitiation complex assembly; DNA-templated transcription initiation.